ACUGUUAUCAGUUGUGGUCUAAACAAUAACAAAGCAUUUUUUAUGAACAUUUUUCCUGUUUUUCUUCCUAAACUACGAAUUUUCAUUCUUUCGUAAAAGUAUUUUAUUAUUAAAAAAAACAUCGACAACUUAUUCUCAUCCUUCAAACGCAAUAAAUGGAAUCAGACGACCCAGCUUCGCUAAAAGAAGCAUUGACCCAAUAUGAAUCUCAACUCACUCAUGUGACAAAUCUUAUUCAAAACAGCGAUCAAGAAUCACUCGCUGGAUUAAAUUCUUUGAAAAGUAAGCUGGUUGAAUUAAUCGAAUUGACAAAGGAGAGUUUGGCAUCUCAAGAACCAACAGAAACAAAUACAAACAGUAGUAACAAUAUCGACGAUGAAUAUGCUUUAUUCAUGUCUGAAGUGGGAGAUACUGAUCAGUCUGAAAGCGUUGCAGAAACGAAAGUCACACCGAAAAAAAAUACCGAUACAGAAGGCCAGAAAUAUGAUCCAGAAAAAUUGGAUAUUUCCGAAGAUGAAGAUAAUAUAAUGAAUGAAUUGAAUAGUUUAAUUGGAAUAAAAUGCCAAGCUCCUUAUUCAGAGAAUUGGACUGGUGCUGCUGUAACCUAUCAUAAUGCUUUAAUUAUGAGUAUAGAUUCUAUAGAAGAUUCAGAAACGUUAAAAAUAAGAGUUAUAUUUAUAAAUCCAACAUCUCAGAAAAUGAUUCCUUGUAAUUACUUCCUAGACGGAGAUUGUAAAUUUUCAGACGAGCGGUGUCGUUUUAGCCACGGAUACGUAGUUAGUUUUUCUGAUUUAAAGGAAUACAAAGAACCAGAUUUUAGCCUAAUUAAAGAGAAUAUUCAAGUAUUAGCAAAAGAUACGGAUAAUUUGUGGAAACGUGCAAUUGUGAAAGAGCUGAUAUCGGAGGAAAAUCAGUGCACUGUUCAGUUUGAAUCUGGCAGUAAAAAGAUAGUAGUUAUUGAUUUGCAUGAUACAUUGCCUCUGCUUGAAUCAGAAGAAAAUGACAUGGAAUCCGAAUCUUGUACUCAUCCAAACAGCGGUAACGCUGCUCCUAAGCAAUCGAUAUCGAAUGAAGAACACGAAGCCAUUGUAGAGAAAAGUUUAACUCAGCAGCCUCUUGCAGAGAAACUGGGAGGAUGGGAACAGCAUACUAAAAGUAUUGGAUCAAGAUUGAUGGCAAAAAUGGGUUAUGUAGUCGGAACAGGAUUAGGUAAACGUGGAGAAGGUCGAGUCGAACCUGUAGCUGCAGUUGUCCUACCACCGGGAAAAUCACUCGAUCAUUGCAUGAAACUUCGAGAGGCUGCUGGUGGUGAUCCUAACUUAUUUAAAGCCGAGAAAUACCAACAAAAAUUACAAAAUAAAAUCAUAGCUCGAAAUGCCAGAAAACAAAAUCUACUUAAGAAACCUCGAAAUGUCUUCAACUUCAUAAACGAUUCACUUUCAAGUUCGUCUUCAAAACAAUCUCAUUCCUUUCAUCAAGACGAACCAGGUUUGAAAACUUCAUCAGCGCAACAGUUGAACGUCGAAGAAUUGAAAGUCAGCGAACGUAUUGAUAAGAAAAAAUAUGAAUUAUAUGUUCUUCAAGAUACCUUGACAAGGCAAAAGAAAAACACCGUAGGAUUCAAUUCAGUCGCAAAGAAACUAAAACAAGCCCAAAUGGAACUUGAUUCGUUGCAAAAUAAAUUAAAAGACGUGAACAAAGAACAAUCGUACCGAAAAACUAUGAAAGAAUUGACUAAGUUUUAAAACUUGUUUAUUUUGUAAAAACAAAAUUAAAUUUUUUUCAGCUCACAA
Messenger RNA from Planococcus citri (citrus mealybug), 1793 nucleotides. RefSeq names its product zinc finger CCCH-type with G patch domain-containing protein. The transcript is spliced from 9 exons. The coding region runs from base 156 to 1745 and encodes 529 amino acids. Gene Ontology annotation, cellular component: nucleus. The record is from RefSeq and is a predicted model, not a curated record. Gene Ontology annotation, molecular function: RNA polymerase II cis-regulatory region sequence-specific DNA binding; metal ion binding; DNA-binding transcription repressor activity, RNA polymerase II-specific. Gene Ontology annotation, biological process: negative regulation of transcription by RNA polymerase II. NCBI's taxonomy places the organism in Eukaryota, Metazoa, Arthropoda, Insecta, Hemiptera, Pseudococcidae.